AUGGCUACCAGAACUCAAUUUGAAAACUCAAACGAGGUUGGUGUUUUCUCCAAAUUAACAAAUACCUAUUGUUUAGUCACCGUUGGUGGUUCUGAAAAUUUCUAUUCCGCUUUUGAGGCAGAAUUAGGUGAUGCUAUCCCAUUAGUUCACUCCACUAUUGCAGGUACCCGUAUAAUUGGUAGAAUGACUGCUGGCAAUCGAAGAGGUUUGUUGGUCCCAACUCAAACAACAGAUCAGGAAUUACAACACUUAAGAAAUUCUUUACCGGACGCAGUUAAAAUCCAAAGAAUAGAGGAAAGGCUAUCUGCUUUGGGUAACGUUAUUUGUUGCAAUGACUACGUUGCUUUAGUUCAUCCAGAUAUUGAUAGAGAAACUGAAGAAUUAAUUUCCGAUGUUUUGGGCGUUGAAGUUUUUCGUCAAACUAUUUCAGGUAAUGUCUUGGUUGGAUCUUAUUGUGCUUUAAGUAAUCAAGGUGCUUUAGUUCAUCCACAAACCACUAUACAAGAUCAGGAAGAAUUGUCAUCUUUGCUACAGGUCCCGGUCGUUGCUGGUACUGUCAAUAGAGGUUCUGCUGUUGUUGGUGCUGGUAUGGUUGUUAAUGACUAUCUAGCUGUUACAGGUUUAGAUACCACUGCGCCAGAAUUGAGUGUUAUUGAGAGUAUUUUCCAUUUACAAGACGCCCAGCCAGAGUAUAUUUCUAAUAAUUUGCGUGAUACAUUGAUUGAAACUUACUCUUAG
Saccharomycodes ludwigii is the source of this 738-nucleotide messenger RNA. It is a transcript of the gene TIF6, whose product is annotated as translation initiation factor 6. The record is from RefSeq and is a predicted model, not a curated record. The transcript has a single exon. Gene Ontology annotation, molecular function: ribosomal large subunit binding. Gene Ontology annotation, cellular component: cytosol; preribosome, large subunit precursor; nucleolus. The coding region runs from base 1 to 738 and encodes 245 amino acids. Lineage: Eukaryota; Fungi; Ascomycota; Saccharomycetes; Saccharomycodales; Saccharomycodaceae. Gene Ontology annotation, biological process: maturation of 5.8S rRNA; ribosomal subunit export from nucleus; assembly of large subunit precursor of preribosome.